AUGGCUCUAUACAUCGUCUUCGGCACACGCAACAAACACCGUUCGUCCUAUCGACUUUCUGGACAGGAAGCGCCUACCAUCGAUGUCUGCAUAACAUGCUGCGGAGAAAAGCUCGACGUCAUCAUGGAUACAGUUGCGGGUGCCGCCAUGCAGGACUACCCCUCGGCGAGCUUUCGCGUCUUUGUACUCGACGACGGCGGAAAUGCAGCGCUGAAAGAUGCCGUUAGCGACUAUAACCGCUUGCAUGGCACAUCGGUUGAAUACCUUGCAAGGACUAAGUUGAAAGGCGAGUCUCACUUCUACAAAGCGGGAAACCUUCGCUUCGGGCUGGAGACGACAGAGAAUUUUGGCAAGGGCUCCGAAUACUUUGCCAGUCUGGAUGUCGACAUGAUAGCGGAGCCUGACUGGCUUCGCCGAGUUGUGCCGCAUCUUAUUCUCGAUUCCGGUAUGGCUUUGGCAUGCCCAGCACAGUGGCAUUACAACAUUCCCAACCCAGACCUGCUCGGUCAGGCCGGCCCGGCAUCCAUGGAAAUUUUCGAACCGAUGCACGACAACAUUGGCCUCUCGCAUUGUUUUGGCUCGGGUUAUAUUGUCAGGCGCAGCGCGCUCAAGCAAGUUGGAGGGUGGCCCAGAGUGCCAGUCGGCGAGGAUAUCUUUUGCUCCUACAUGCUGGCUGGACAUGGAUGGGGUAUCGCCUUUGUAAAGGAGUUCGUACAAUACGGUCUUACCGCAGGAUCUUUUGAAGCACUCAGCAGACAGAGGAUGCGCUGGAUCAACAAUGCCAUGAUCUACUGGAAGGUAGGGCGGCAGACGGAAAGCCGGUUUUGGGCAGCGCCUUGGACCACAGCAAGAAUGAUAUACCUGGCGCUACCGCAGACUAUCGUUUCUUUUACAGCCACAGGAACAGUUCAAUCGGCAGUCAACGAGCGUCAGGCCCGCCUGCGCAAAGGACUCGCGACCCGAAUGCUGUCAUGGACGAUGUUGGCGUACUUUGUUUACACCAUGUCUGCCCUGGCGGCCCUGGGAUCGGUCCUGAUAAACAAGCCGGGUAGAGGCGGGCAAGGUACAGGCGCGGCACUACGUCUGGUAGAGUGUGUCUACAAAGUGUCGGUGCCGCUCCGGUACAUGACAUCCCCGCCCACCGUUGCGGAGCGACGAGAACUCAUGGAGCAGGAUGAGUUGGGCGUAUACCGACCGAAGGAGAAAUAUACCAUGAAGGCGCACGUUGCUCGCGAAAUCCCAACACACAAUGCCGGAAAUCACGAAUCUGAGAUGUCACGGCGCAGAUGGGCUGCACUACUCGGCCCGCACCUGGCACACGCCUUGAAUGCCAGCGAGUCGUAUACAACCAGCGACAUCAAUGGCCACCUUGCCUUCUUCAACGACCACGUCUGUUCCUGGCUUGGACAAGGGCCGCCGAGCCCACUGCGCCCUGCUUUUCCGUCGGCGUUAACAUGCGAUGCGACACCGCUGGAAUUAAGCUACAGCUGGAAUGGCACCACGUCGGUUGCGGUCCGCUAUGUCGUCGAUGUGGUUGCGCCAGACAAGACUCUGACUCGUUUGGCGUCUCUCUCCGCCGCCCGUCUGGCGAUUGACAGGUUGACGCGUGCGGGAAGCGGCUCCGGGGCGUACCGUAUCGACAUGCUACCGGACGUGUGGGUGGCGGUGACGGCGCGCCUCGCCUACUGGGAGCACACCGUUCACCCGGCCCUCGCAUGCGACUUAUGCAGCCCUUCGUCAACGUUCAUCGGCUUUGACCUUGCUGCUUCAUGCGCACGCGGCAAGCUGUAUUGGCUACUACCUUCCUGUCUCUCUCCCCAAGGCCUGCUGGACCUCUUGGACGACGUCUUCGCGCUGUUGCCAUCCGACAUCGUCGCUCACUGGCGUCACGUGCGCCACUACCUAAGCUCGCAUGGCGCCAGCGAGUUGAGGCCGCGCAUGCUCUCGAUUGAUGCUUCGCACUACCCUGCUCCGCGCAUCAAGCUAUACAGCCGCUGUUAUUUCAACUCGCACGCCUCCUUCUCCGCUAUAGAAGUCCUCCUCACUAUGGGCGGGGCCAUUCCGCUCCCCCCACACAGCCACUACGCGACCCUGUGGGCCCGUCUGCAGGCCAGGUACCGAUCAGAUCCGCCACAGUCGCGCUACUGCAUGGUUGUGUACGACAUAUUACCCUUGCAGCUCAGGAGUAAGCUCUACUGGUUUGCUCACCAGAUGCCCUGCGGCGACGGCCUCGUCAUCAACGACAUCCUCGCCGACUUCGCCCAGCCCACUGACCUACUUCGACGCCAACUCCGCGCUGGCCAUCUGUCCGAAGAGUCCAACUUCAUACGGGAAAUUGGUCUGGCUCAACGAGACGGCGCUUUCGACAUUGCCACUUACAUUAGCCCUGCUUUGUUUUCCUCGUAG
Molecule: messenger RNA, 2406 nt
Organism: Alternaria ventricosa
Lineage: Eukaryota; Fungi; Ascomycota; Dothideomycetes; Pleosporales; Pleosporaceae
Exons: 5
Coding region: 1-2406 (801 amino acids)
Biological process (GO): alkaloid metabolic process
Molecular function (GO): transferase activity, transferring alkyl or aryl (other than methyl) groups
Source: RefSeq, a predicted model, not a curated record